Molecule: messenger RNA, 156 nt
Organism: Dibothriocephalus latus
Lineage: Eukaryota; Metazoa; Platyhelminthes; Cestoda; Diphyllobothriidea; Diphyllobothriidae
Source: the annotation of a GenBank genome assembly
AUGCCUGAUGUCGAACACUUCCUUACCCAGCGUGGAAUGACAAUAUCAGCAGCCAAGUCGUCCGUCAUUGUUUUCACUAUGGGCGCGAAGGAGUUCAGUCGUCACCUUGCCAUCAUCGUCAACGUUGCGUCCUUACCACUCGUCCGUAAGCCUUAG